CGUUCAUACGAGUCAAUCGCACAUAUGUCUGCCCAAAGACCAAUCUACGUUUCUCCCAACCCGGAGACAACUAAGCGUGAUGCAUUUACCGAGUUCUUCCUCGAAAGGCCUUGUCCUCAGGAAGCUGACCCCAAGUACAAGCAUCUCUUUGAUGUUCACCAGAACUUGAUGAGGAUGUUGAUCAAUGACUCUGCUAUGGAUGCAAACCGCCAGCAGACAUUCUCAACACCUGCAAAUAGCAAGAACAAGGUGUACUUCAUGUGGGACUUUGUUACCCGUACCUUUCAAAUGCUCGUAGCUACUGUCAACCCUCGCAACCCCAGCGGUGAAGCAUGGAUGGACAUCGCUACGAGAUCAAUGCUGGCUCAGCAGCUCAUUCUUGACACAACUGGCAAACUGGAGUCUAUGAACCAGUCUGUGGGCUACAACCACGAUGCUGGCAUUGAAUUUAGCCAGGAGAUCAAGACAGAGGCCGAGAAGCUGGACCAGCUGCCCCAGUAGAACAGGACUCUUAGACUUGAAGGACAUAUAGCAUGUAUUUAUUGACGACCAUAUGAUAAGAUGUUGUUGAAUUAGUAUCGAGAUAGCAGAUUUAUGCAUGCAAAUGGAACAAGCGAGCAGUCUCCCCGCUUCGCACUCUGAC
This is a messenger RNA of Aureobasidium pullulans EXF-150, 643 nucleotides long. RefSeq lists its product as uncharacterized. The transcript is spliced from 3 exons. Lineage: Eukaryota; Fungi; Ascomycota; Dothideomycetes; Dothideales; Saccotheciaceae. The record is from RefSeq and is a predicted model, not a curated record. Bases 25 to 501 code for a protein of 158 amino acids.